AUGGCUUCAGCUGCAACAGCGCCACAGCCCGAUGCUGAACUCUCUAUACCGCCUCUCUUCACUACUGAACCUCUCAUCCGCGAUAGCCUACCUACAGAGUCAUCGCGUGUCCAGGAUGCAACGAUAGACGAAGUCCUGCCUUUUCUUCAAGGCGAAGAAUUCGACUACUGCAACUCCCACGGCCUGCCCCAUCUGGACCGUCGCCUCCAUGUAAAGUUUUUGCAUAAGCAACUGGGAAAGCUGCCCGCGGCUUUCACCGCCGCUGACCCUAGUCGGCCCUGGUUCUUCUACUGGUGUCUUUCUGCUCUUGUCCUCCUAGGAGAGGAUGUCACGGAGUACCGCCAGAGACUUGUCGAUACCGUUCGACCUAUGCAGAACCAAGAUGGAGGCUUCGCUGGCGGAUUCGGACAUACCUCGCAUCUCGCCACGUCCUAUGCAACCGUUCUGUCGCUGGCCCUGGUCGGCGGUGAAGACGCCUACGAGGUUAUCGACCGUCGAGCAAUGUGGAGAUGGCUAUGCUCACUCAAGCAGCCCGAUGGGGGGUUCCAGAUGGCACUCGGCGGUGAAGAGGACGUCAGGACUCUCCUGCACGAUCUGCUGGCCACACUGGUCUAUUCACUGGGCUUGCAGACUAUGUACACCGAUGUAAGUGACGCACGAAAUCCCAAAGCAAUGCUUCCGUCACUGAUCGUCCACCGGAAAGGCCAAACGCACGAGGGAGGCGUGUCGGCAAAGCCGGGCAUCGAAGCACACGGUGCAUAUGCCUUUUGCGCUCUCGGAUGCCUCUCGAUUCUUGAUUCUCCACAUCGUUCCAUCCCGAGGCAUCUCAAUGUUCCACUGCUUAUCUCUUGGCUGUCCUCGCGACAGUACGCCCCCGAGGGUGGUUUCUCAGGUCGUACCAAUAAGCUAGUCGACGGUUGCUACAGUCACUGGGUCGGAGGAUGCUGGCCCCUCAUCGAGGCUGCACUCAACGGACCCGGGUCCGGCCCUGGAGGGGAAGAGGCCAGUUCAGGCGGCCACGCGCUCCCUGCGGCCAAGCAUAGCCUUUUCAGCCGUGACGGCUUGAUCCGCUAUAUCCUUUGUUGCUGUCAAGACCAGUCUAAGCGGGGUGGUCUGAGAGACAAACCGAGCAAGUUCUCCGACGCCUAUCAUACAUGCUAUGUACUUUCUGGCUUGAGCGCAGCGCAACACAAGUGGAACUUGGAUGUUGCUCGACCUCACGAGGCAGAUGUGACAGGCGACUCGUGGUCCGUGACACCCUAUAUGGAGGGUGAACAGAUCUUUGACGAGGAGGAUCGGGUUGCUACUGUGCAUCCUGUCUAUGUUAUUCCGCAGCACACAGUGGAGGAUAUGCAGAGUUACUUUUCGUCCAAGCAUGGUUUCUAG
This is a messenger RNA of Fusarium redolens, 1386 nucleotides long. RefSeq names its product terpenoid cyclases/protein prenyltransferase alpha-alpha toroid. The record is from RefSeq and is a predicted model, not a curated record. NCBI's taxonomy places the organism in Eukaryota, Fungi, Ascomycota, Sordariomycetes, Hypocreales, Nectriaceae. Gene Ontology annotation, molecular function: protein farnesyltransferase activity. Gene Ontology annotation, cellular component: protein farnesyltransferase complex. Gene Ontology annotation, biological process: protein farnesylation. The coding region runs from base 1 to 1386 and encodes 461 amino acids. The transcript has 4 exons.